UUAACAUAAAAAACAAAACAAAGUGAGCAAGCAAAUGCCCCAAAAAACCAAAAGCAAAGCGUAGCGUUGCUCCAGCUGCCGGCGGCCUGGACAUAAAAGUUUCUACGAUCUUUUGGCUCUCAGAAGAAACUUCUUUUUUCUCUUUGCUCGAAUCUCUCUAAUACUUCAGUCCUGAACUCUCUGAAACACCACCACCACUACAGGCACAGAGAGAGAAGAAGAAGAAGAGAAUGGCCACAGCUGCUUUCAACUUAGCUCUAAUAAACCCGUCGACUUUCAUUCUUCCAAAGUCUCCAAACCCUACAAAGCUUAGGGUUUGCACUCUCAGAUGCUCCUCCGCCACCACAAACGCGGUCCCAGGUUUGUCAGAGAGACCUUGGAAGACUUCAGAUGCUAGACUUGUGCUUGAAGAUGGUUCAAUCUGGAGAGCAAAGUCAUUUGGUGCUACAGGAACCCAAGUUGGUGAAGUUGUAUUCAACACAUCCUUGACCGGGUAAGAUGACUUAAUGGUGC
This is a messenger RNA of Prunus avium (sweet cherry), 513 nucleotides long. The record is from RefSeq and is a predicted model, not a curated record. NCBI's taxonomy places the organism in Eukaryota, Viridiplantae, Streptophyta, Magnoliopsida, Rosales, Rosaceae.